CCAACCAUGUAUUAAAAGAGAAGUUGGAUAAAAUAUUUUCUAAAGCACUUUCUAUAAUGAUGAGAGAAUUUAAGGAUUCUCAGCUGAGGUCAGCAUUAAUCAUAAUUGCAGGGAAACUGCCUCCUAAAUUAGUACCAUAUCUCAGCCACCAGUGUCUAUCUAAACUACAGAAAUUAAAUGAUACAGAUUCCGUAAAGGAAGACUUUUCAGCACUAAUUCAGACGACUUGUUCUUGGGGGCAGAUGAAAGGUUUACUUGACUUAAUUCAAGAGUGGCUGACAGAUGGCAUGAAGACAAAAUUAAAUUCCUCCUUAAAUUCUAAACAAUCUAAAAGAAAUCAACAGGUACGAUUUCGAGAAGAAGUAAUUCCAAAACCUAUUCUGGCUUUGAAAUUCUUGCUAUUUGUUAUAGAGCAGCCGAAUUGCCGUGCGCUUCUCCUCAAUAAAUAUCAGUCAAAUAUUAUUGGUAUCCUGGAGCAACUCAAAUUUGUGCUGAAUUUAUUAGAACAACGCUUGACUGUUGGCUUGAAAAGGUUGCAAUGUGCAGAUGAUACUUUCUUGCAAGCAGCAUAUUAUCUUUAUAUUCGAAUAAAUCUCUUGCUUUAUGUUGGGGUUCACUCUGAAAAUGAUGAAGGAAUUAUUGUCAGUUUGGAAGAAAUAAUGAAGCAGUUUUGUACAUGGGCACAAAAUAUAAUUGUACCUAUCUUCAAUAAUCAAAAUUCAAGUGAAAAAGCAAUCAGAAAAAGACGUUCCUCAGAUAGCAAAGAAAAUAGCAUUACAUUGUCUUGUAAUUUACUUGAGCACCUUUUUACUUUGACCCACACAUAUCUACUGAUGUUUAAAAUAAAUGAAACUCAGUAUUAUCUUCUUAGUGAACUGUUCCACUGCUGUUUUACUAAUGUGCAUAGUCUUAAACUGCUUCCAAUCAUCAUCAAAUGCCUGAUUCAAAUUAUAUCUGUCAACUUAUCUGCAAAUCAUGAUAUUCAACAAGCAAUACAUGAAUCAUUUAAGUUCUUAUUGGAAACUCUUGUAACAUUGGCUACAAGUAAGUCUGACACGAAUACACUAACCCUGAUUUUGAAUUCUUCAAGGUUACACAUGUCAAAUCUUCUAUCAACAAUCUAUGAAUUUUCUACUCACAGAGGAACAAUGUUAAGUUGCUUCUUUCAGACUAUUUUAACUGCAAUUCUUUCAGAACUUUCUUUUGCUAGUGAGCAGAAUGACAUCAAUGAAGUGCCUUCAAAUUUCCAGGAUAUAAAGCUUGUAUCACUAUGGCUACUGAAUAUUAUUUUUAAAAAACCUUUUUUAAUAAGGUAUUUUUUAAAGGAACUUCAUACAUUUACCCAAUCAAAACCAGAUAAAUUUAAAAACUACCAUCAAUUUUACAGUCUUUUAUAUCUGCUUAAUACAUUAAAUUACAGUCCUAAAUGCUUCAAAUCUGAAAUGAAAGAUCUUUGGUUAUAUAUCAAGCAAUCUGACUUUUUCCCUUCACAGACAGCUCUUGAUGCUGAGGAUGAUAUAAGUGUAAAGUUAUCCAUCAAAGGGAAUAUAACUAGUCUAAAUAUGAAACUAUGUGACCCAGCUGAAUGAACAUUGAAUGGUUUUUAUGAUUUUGAUUUUGCAAUAUAAAUGAUACAAUCUAUGUGUAAAACUAUUAAAAACACAAAAGAUGUUGAUAAUUAAUGAAUAUAUUUGGUGGAUUUUAAUCAUUUCAUAUUCGAAACUUUCCUCACACAUAAAACAGUCAUCGCUUGUACACACUGUGUCCUAAUAUGUGAGUGAGUUAAGUAAUUGGACUAAUCUGCAUUAUGAUAUUCAGCUUAGAGUUGGAAAGAUGUUACUCUUAGGUAUAUUUAUCAAUAGUCAGAAAUAUUAACAUAUAUUCAGUAUCAUAAAAUUAGAAAUGAAUUAUACAUUUGUACAUACAUAUAUAUAUACAUAUGUAUGUGUAGUUUUGAAUUUGAUUUUCAUGAAAAGGGAUUCUUUAUGGUAAAUAUUUCUAUGUUGGCCUUACAUUGAGAUGAUAUAUGCAAUCUAAUUUGUUAAAAGUGAUUACAACAUACAAUAAUUUUUGAAAAUUUCAGACUUCAGAAUCAAUAUAUUUCUUGUCAAAAACAAAAUACAAACUUUUGAAAUCAUAAUUUGUGUCAAAAAUAACACUUGAUUGGUAAUGUUUACAAACUAAAGUUUAAUUUUUGAUGAUAUCCAAAUGCUGAAAUAUUGAAUUGAAAGCAUAAAUACACAAAUACACACACACACAUAUGCACACACAGAAUACAUGCAUUCAUACACACACACACUCACACAUAUAGAGGUUAGUGUGAUUCACUUUAAGAUAAUUACUGGACCCACAACUCAUCCACUGAUUUCUUUGAUAUGACCAUUGGCUUUUCUGACCCAGCCCAAGCUACUGACCUAGUUGGCCUAUUUCUUCAUUCCCAAAUUAAACACUUCCCCAACUUCUCCAGAAGGCUCUACAGAGAUGAAACAUUCCUUACAGUGACUGGUUUAUCUUGAUCUGUUGAAUGCACCAAGAAAGCCCUCCAUAAACUCUUUAAAAUUAUAAGCUAAGUAUCUCAUUUGAAAACCAGUAAAGUGUCCAAUUUCUUAGACAUUACUCUGGACUUAAAUACAAAUCUAUAUCACCCUUUCCAUUAACUCAUUCGAUCAUUACAGUAUACCAAUGUCCUAUCCAAUCACCCUACACUUACCCUUAAUGGUAUAGUCAAAGGUAUUUCUAUUAGAAUCUGCAACUUAUUUGCUAAUUAAGACCUUUUUAACAAUCAUGCCCCAUAUUAUAAUCAAGCUCUCCAGAUUAGUGGUUUCUUAAAAAGUUCUCUUAUAUCCCCAACACUAAAAACAAAAAUUUCACAUCUCUUCCCCAGUACUAACCCCAGAUCCACUGCGCUUUCUUUCACUCAACAACAAUCCAUCAACCCUUAAAAAAAACCCUAUGCAUUGUACUCGACAGCUCCAUUACCAUCUCAAAGCUAUAAUGACUACAAGCCUUCCUAUCUACCAUGUAUGCAUGAACUCUUUUUCCAAUCCAAAUUCUAAAUUAUCUACCUCCUUAACAACAUAUAUACACAACCUCAAAUCCCAAAAUGUUCCCUAUACACUAUCCUGGUCCAUUGUAAGUGAGACCCCUCCCCAUACAACACUAACUUCGGCAUUGUGUUUAAGAGAAUCACUAACCAUUCUUCACAACCACAACCCCUCAUUACUCAAUAGAUUCUCAGAUGUAAUACUCUUUUAUAAACAAGAUUCUACUCAUCAUUUGCCCAUUUUAUUAAAUCUAUGUAAUCCCCUACCAUUAUCCUUUAUUAUAAUUAAGCUUGGGGUACAGCUAGGUCAACCUAGCAACUUACUGCCUCCGCUAAUACAACCCAGUCUACUAAAUUAUUCUAUCUCCUGAUUACCUUUGCACAUUCCUCUUACCCACCACAUCUCGCCUCCCUCACAGCCUCCCCAUCAUCACAAAUUGUAUUCUUUCUCUCUUCUCUCAUAUCUCCUCUUCAACCCAAAGCACUUACAACUACCCCACUCUCUUAGCUACUAACCUAUCAACCUCUCCCUCCCUCUUUUCAAUUUCAUAUAUCUCUGCAUACCUCAGUACUCCCCCUCCACCAUCAAGCCAUCUACAUUAUAAUACUACCUCUAUCUUCUCUCAUACCUUAGUAAUUUCCCUUCACCACCAAACUAAUUUCUCUCUUCAAAUCCCCCAUUUAGCCACCCUAUAACCAUCUAUAAAUUAGAUACUUUCCCUCCCUCAAAUAAUUAUCAUUCCUUUUCUCUCUAUCUCAACUUCCCAUAGUACUAUAAUUAUUAUCCUUAAACUUUGACACCUAUUCACAAACCCAACACAACUAAUCACCCCUUGAUUACUUCCUCUCUCACCUCUCUCACUCAUCUCCCAACUCUUCACCUCUACUACUACCUCCCUAAUACCCUCAUUCUUAACACCCCUCCCUCUUCCUUAACUAGCUCCUUUAUUUCCUCUUACCCUUUUCUAUCUCAACACUCCCCAUAACCCCACUGAGCCUUCUACUUCAUCGCUCCAAUACUGCUUGCUCUACAUAUUUGAUCAUUCUACCUUUAAACUUCUCUGCAUUGAGAUCUGAAAUGUAAGAUCUUUUCUACCUUGAUGAUGGAGGCUCAAUUUAUUCAAUAUUGAUUGCUUCCAUUACAGCCUGCUUAUUGUGAUGAACUGCAUCUACCAACAUUAUGAUGGUCUCCAAGCCCCCAGAAACAGCUGUUGGACUUAUAACACCCUACUUUUUCCCCUUUAAUUUUUUCUGUAAUUUGUACUCUGUCAUAUAAAUAUCUAUGUAUUUAUACUUAAAUAAUCAUUGUUUGAAACUC
Molecule: messenger RNA, 4361 nt
Organism: Octopus bimaculoides (California two-spot octopus)
Lineage: Eukaryota; Metazoa; Mollusca; Cephalopoda; Octopoda; Octopodidae
Product: condensin-2 complex subunit G2
Biological process (GO): mitotic sister chromatid segregation
Cellular component (GO): condensin complex; nucleus
Source: RefSeq, a predicted model, not a curated record